AGAACGUGGCAUAUUGACGUCAAGGAUGUUUGGAUAACCAUAACCCACAAAUUAGUUGUCAAAUAAGUAAAUUUUGAAGCAAUUAAUUAGCCUGACAAUAAAGCUUUAAAUCAUUAAUUGAAUCAUCUGUGAUAUAACAAAUUUCAUUAUAAUGUCACCAUUGGAUAAUUAUCCAUGGAAGGAUACAUUCUUCCAGGAGGACUUCAGCAUUGAUCAAUGUUUGACAAAACUUACCCAAAAAGCUAAUCUAGAGACCCUAAAAUCAUUCCUGAAAAAUUAUGGGGAUGAGCUGCAUCGACAAAUGGCUGAAAUAUUGAAAACGGAAACUGAAGCAAUAGUAAAUUUAGCUGAAUAUUUAACGAAUUUGAAUGUUAAAAUAGAUGGUUUAUCAAUAUCCCUUUCUCAGUUACAAGAAGAACUGAAGAUUCUGCACACGUUAAUAAAAAAUGCCGAGAUGGAUUAUAGGAAGACUUUAGAGAACAAAAAAAUGAAUGAAACUCAGAAGAACCAUCUGAUAGCUAAAUUGAACUUUAUAUCAAUAUCUUUAUAUGUUGAUAAUAUAAUUCGAAAUAUAAAUCCUAAUGAUGUUGACAGUUUAAUUGACUUGGAAAGGGCAGUAUACAACUAUUCUUUUCAACGUCACUAUCUUCUGGAGAUUGGUGUCAAAGAAAUAAAGGGUAGAAUAACUGGUAUAGAAAAUAAACUGCUGAAUAUGAUCCAUCAACAGUUUUUGAGAGGUUUGAAAGACAAAGACGUUGAUACAAUUACAAGGUGCCUUAGAAUGUAUAGCAACUUGGAUAAACAAAAAGAAGCUGAGGAGUUCUAUCAAGUGAGAUUUGUUAGGUCAGUUUUGCAGCCGAUGUAUUCAGAAAAUAAUUUAGAUAGAUUCAAUCAAGAUAUCAAUAAAAUUUAUAACGAAACAUUGAAUUUCAUGUAUUCUGACAUGAAAAUAUUGGAUGAUGUACUGGAAGAGAAUGCUGACUUGAAAGAUUCUUUCAACUUUAUUUUGAACAGUUUUUGGACAGAAGUAGAUCGUCAAUGCAGAAAAGGACUUCCGCACAUUACAGCACCAGGAAAUCCUGAGUUAUUUCAAAAAAGAUUUGUAAGCACCUGGAAUCUUCUUGUAGAAAUUGCCAAGAAAUAUGGGAAUAAGGAAAUAGUGAAAACAAAUCCAUCAUUUCAAGACCAUAUAAAGAGAUUCAACUUACCAGUAUAUUUCGAAAUUAGAUUCCAGCAAAUUGCAAGCCAAUUUGAGACUGAUCUCACAAUUAAACCAAAUGACUCUUCAAUUUUCAAUGGUGAUAACGACUUUGGAUUCAAACUAAAAAUAACACUUGAUUUGUAUGUUGCUUUGAAAAAAUGCUUCAAUGGCCAUGUUUUCAUUGAUCAAUUGGCAGAUCAUUUCCUCAAAUUCUCGAUGUUUCUUCUAUCUAGAUACAUUAUGUGGUUCAAGAAAAUAUUGGAACAGCGCUAUACUAAUAUGAAUUGGGAGUACUUCAUUAUGAAUUCUCUGAUGGAUUUUAAGAAACUUCUCACUAUUCUCGGUGAAAAAGAUACCCUUAAUUCAGCUGGAAACUUGUACAACAUAUUCCCUGAAAUGAUGAAGCCUGUGAUAGAGAAAGUAUUUGACAACAACAAUAAAAUUAUAAGUGAAUUUUCAGUUGAUCUGGGUAAUUUUUUGACUUCAUUCAAGGUGAAUGAAACUUCUGAACAGCUGCAAAAUGUUACUGCUAUUCCAAGAUUAUUCAGAAGAACCAAUAGAAUACCCCCCAAAGAAGCUAGUACUUACAUGAUUGAUGCUGUUAAACCAGUUCUACAGUUUGCAGAAAAAUACUCUGAGACUGACAGUAAUGAAAUAAGCAAACCCUUACUUGAUAAAGUGAUUCUCAAGAUCAGUCAGCAAUAUUCCCAUCUUGUGAAGGAUGUUUUGCAAUCAGUAUGUAAAACAGAAGAAUCUUUGCGUCGAUUGAAAAGCAGAAAUAUCUCAUCCUUAGAGGAGCCUUCAUCGUCUACAUCAGAAACAAUGACUGAUGAGAUGAAGAUUCGAGAACAAAUCAAAUUAGACAUCAUAUACUUCGUUUCAAAGCUACGACCAGUUACAUCAUCAAUUGAUGGCGAAGAAGCUUUAAAACAGCUUGAAAAGAAUAUUUCUAUUUAAUAUAGAUUCUAUUGUUAAUAUAUUUCUUGUUGUGUUAUGUUGAUAAAAUAAAUAUUUUAAUACUGCUAAA
Harmonia axyridis is the source of this 2228-nucleotide messenger RNA. RefSeq names its product conserved oligomeric Golgi complex subunit 2 (gene Cog2). Gene Ontology annotation, cellular component: membrane; COG complex. The record is from RefSeq and is a predicted model, not a curated record. NCBI's taxonomy places the organism in Eukaryota, Metazoa, Arthropoda, Insecta, Coleoptera, Coccinellidae. The transcript has 7 exons. Gene Ontology annotation, biological process: intra-Golgi vesicle-mediated transport; protein transport; Golgi organization. The coding region runs from base 152 to 2158 and encodes 668 amino acids.